CUGGAUAUUCGGGUGCAGUCAGAGGCGCCUGUAGUUGGGCUGCAGGAGGAGCAGAAGAGGAGCAGCAGAGGAGCAGAAGAGGAGCAGCAGCCGGUGCGCCAACAUGCGGACUGAGAGCAGCGACCUGCGGGCCGCUGAGCCGUCUCACCGGGACCUGCUGACCGGGGCAGCUCGGGGCUGAGUCCUCUCCGGAUCAUGGACUGUGACGCGUCUCUCUGAUCCACCAGCUCAAGUCUGAAAGUUACUGACAAGUUUUGGAGCGCUCGCGCGGUUCCUCCCCCGGUGUGAGCGCUGCGUCUGCUGCGCGCGCUCGGCUCUGACUUGGAUAUCUCCCGCGGGGCGCGCGUGUGUUUCUCGUGGAGGAUUACCUGUGAACACUGUGACGGGGUCGCCUGGAGCCGCUCACAUGGAUCACUCGUGUUACCUGUGGGCUGUGUUUGUGCUCGUGCUCUCUCUGGGCUUCAGGAUAGAGGAGGGCAUGUGCCAACACUACUAUCUCCUCCGGCCCAUCCCCAGUGACACUCUGCCCAUACUGGACAUACAGGAGGACCCGGAUCCGGUGCUGGACCCUCGGGAGAAGGACCUGAACGAGACGGAGCUCAGGAGCGCGCUGGGCAGCCACUUCGACCCGCACUCCAUGUCCCUCUCCCCGCCGGAGGACAAGUAUUCGGGGAGCGAGGACGCGAGCGAGGCGAACCUGCGGCAGAAGCUCUCCGGAGCGAUGCCCAAAGACAUCCGGGCCAUGGAGUUCGAGGUCCAGCACGGCAAGAAGCAGAAGCCGAGUAAAAAACUGCGGAGAAGGCUGCAACUGUGGCUGUGGUCUUACACCGUGUGCCCGGUUGUUUACGCAUGGAACGACCUGGGCAUCAGAUUCUGGCCGCGCUACCUGAAGGUGGGGAGCUGCUACAAUAAGCGGUCUUGUUCGAUCCCUGAAGGGAUGUUCUGCAAAGCUGCCAAAUCGACUCAUUUUACGAUCCUGCGAUGGCGCUGCCUGCAGAAAAAGGGGGCUCUGAAAUGCGCCUGGAUACCCGUUCAGUACCCGGUCAUAUCAGAGUGCAAGUGCUCGUGCCUCAACUGAAAACGACUCUGUGCUGCUGCUACAAACUUUUAUCAUGAUUUGAAAGCACAAGCAGCAAAACAGCUUCAGCAGACAUGUAAAGAGUCAGGAGCACUUGUUAAGAAACGUGUCAUUAAUGAUUUAAACACAUCUCUCUGUCUUGUUCCAACGUCUUGACCUGAAAAAUAUUCAUGUAAGAAAAGUUGGACUCAAACCAAAGUGUCCGAAUCAGCUGAGGAGCACUGCGCAGGGUCAGAAUGUAAAUUUGAUGUACAUGUUUUUAUUUUAUUUUUAUGUGACGACAGAACUUUGUAUAAAAAGGAAGGUCAGUAUUAUUAAUGUAAUCAAAUCUACUGUAUUUGUUCAAUGUAUCUGGAUUGUACCUGUUUAUAUUUAUACUGGAGAUAUUUCCUGAGGUUCAAAUGAAUUUAUGGAGACAUGUGAAGAGUUCUGCUCCAGACAUCAGAGAUCCUGUUUGAAUCAGAGCUCUUCAUGACAAACUCCUCAUCUUCAGAAGCUGUAAAAUAAAAAGGGACAGUUGGUUUAUAAAUCACGUGACUGAGACUCUGUGUUCCUUCAUUUACUGCAGUAACAGUACUGAUACCACACUGUGAAAAUACUCUGUUACUGUGAACAUGUUCCCUCAGUAUGUGAGUAGGGGAGACCGGGGCUGGUUGGCACACUUUUUACUCUCUUACAUUUUUCUGUGGCAUAAUUUAUGUCAGAAUAUUCUACGUGAAAGGUUAAAGUUUCGGCUGUAAAAGAAAAAUGUGUGCGUGUGCUUGGGCAGUGACUUGCGGCAUUAGAAACCAAUGGACAAAGGCGUCCUUUAAUGUCGGCGUGAUACGCGGCCGAUUGUCAUUAUAGUUUAACAGGACCCAGGACCUUGGACGUCAUAUGUGGACGUGGAAAGUCCAUGACCAAACGUGGACAUGUGACGAGGUCGUAGUGAGGAUGUGUUGCUCAGUGGUGUUGUGUGUCCACCAAAGCGGUUUCUUUCCCUGUCACAGGGCACGUUAACUCUUUCCAGGGGCAUAAAUAUAGACAGUGUAGUUUCGCUGGGGCCAAGGGGCCCGUAGAGGGAGAGGGCCCUUGCAAGUGACUAAUUCAAGAAUGGUGUCAUUUGCUAUAUAUGUCCUCAAAGAGCAAACCCAUCUACAUCAUGGUUUACUUAAUUAUUUUUUGUUUUUUAAAACAGUCAGCAGCGAUCUAAAACAAAAU
Epinephelus fuscoguttatus (brown-marbled grouper) is the source of this 2278-nucleotide messenger RNA. It is a transcript of the gene nog3, whose product is annotated as noggin 3. The transcript has a single exon. Lineage: Eukaryota; Metazoa; Chordata; Actinopteri; Perciformes; Serranidae. Bases 407 to 1078 code for a protein of 223 amino acids. The record is from RefSeq and is a predicted model, not a curated record. Gene Ontology annotation, biological process: negative regulation of cell differentiation; osteoblast differentiation; negative regulation of BMP signaling pathway.